AUGUAUUGGGCCAAGCAGACGUUGCCGAUGUAUCACUCAAAUUCACCAACAGCUCCGGCGCAUGCAUACUUCAACUUCUUGGAUUGCAUGAGCAACCAUACUUUGACCGAGGAGAACGUGACCGCAACAGCAUUAAAGCUACUACAUACGACACUUCCCGACUUGCUCGACGGCCUCAAAUAUGGCUUGUUCACCUCCGAACAACUAGUUAAAGCCUACCUUGCCAGAAUCACCGAAGUCAAUCACAUAUUCCACGCCACUGUCGAAGUCAACCCCGAUGCCACGGUGAUUGCCAGAUGCCUAGACAAUGAGCGCCAUCAGCGCGGUUACCGUCGCAAGCUUCACGGCAUCCCAAUCUUCGUCAAAGACAACAUACCCACGCUCGACGCCAUGGACACUACCUGUGGUUCCAUGGCACUUGUUGGCGCGCGACCAGCAAAGGAAGCGGAUAUAGUAACUACCCUGAGAAACGCCGGUGCCAUAAUUCUGGGCAAAGGGAACAUGGCAGAGUGGUCGGGUUUUCGAUCGACGAGUGGAUGUAGUGGGUGGAGCGCGAGGGGUGGGCAGACGAAGGGGGCGUAUUAUCCCGAAAUGAAGGCGAGUGGGAGUAGUAGUGGGUGUGCUGUGGCUGUGUCGAUGGGGUUGUGUGCGGCCGCGGUGGGGACGGAGACGUGCUACUCCAUUGUCUCUCCUGCCGAGAAAGCAGGCAUAAUAGGGUUUAAACCUACGCGCAACUUGCUGUCUUCCGAUGGCCUUAUCCACGCUUCUCAACGUCUCGAUACCGUUGGCUUACUUACCCGUACCGUCUCUGACGCAGCAGACAUUCUGCUUGAACUCAUAUCCCACAGCAAUCACCACGACGUAUCUGCAAAGGACAAGCUGAUUAAAGAUAUCACAUGCUCAUUUUCAAAAACGUCCCUAUCCACCAUGCGCAUCGGCAUACCCUGGAGCCUGCAAGGCCUCACCAUACUGUCCCUCCCCAAACGCGAAGCUUUCAGACACGUCCUCAUCGCCCUCCAACGCGCCGGCGCAACACUCGUGCACGACGUCCACAUGCCCGGCGCAGCAGAAUUCGAAGCCCUGACCCCAGCGCAGAAAUCCAUCAUCCUCGACACAGACAUGAAAACCUCCAUCAACACCUACCUCUCCUCGCUCGUCACAAAUCCCCAAAACAUACACAACCUCCACGACCUCAUCGCCUUCACUAAAGCCUGUCCCGAAGAGGAGUUCCCGGCCCGCAACGUCGAGGUUCUCGAGCGCGCGGAGCGUACGCAUCCAGACGACACGUUGUACCUCGACAUGCUUUCCCGCGACGAAUAUUUCGCCGGCCAAGGCGGUAUCCCAGGCGCGCUGGACAGGCGAAGGUGCGACGUCCUGCUCCUGCCCACUCUGUCCGUCACGAUGCAGACGUUCGCAGCGAAGGCGGGGAGUCCUGUGCUGAGUCUGCCGAUGGGAGUGUAUGCGGAGGACACGCUGGUUGAGAGGGAUGAUAGGAAUGGGUUGGUGGAUGUUGCGCCGGGGAUUCCGUUCUCGGCUUAUAUCUUUGGACGAGCAACAAAGGAUGAGGAUGUGCUGAGGGUGGGGGAUGUGUUGGAGAAGGCGCUGCGGGUCAGGAAGAUGUUAAGGCCGUACAUUGAGGCGAAGAGUGAGAUUGGGGAUAUUCAGGGGGGCGGGUGA
Messenger RNA from Parastagonospora nodorum SN15, 1677 nucleotides. RefSeq lists its product as hypothetical. Bases 1 to 1677 code for a protein of 558 amino acids. NCBI's taxonomy places the organism in Eukaryota, Fungi, Ascomycota, Dothideomycetes, Pleosporales, Phaeosphaeriaceae. The transcript is spliced from 4 exons. The record is from RefSeq and is a predicted model, not a curated record.